AGUCAAUAUAUCUUUAUCACUGCUUAUGUCAUACAAAAUGAAAAUAUCAAAAACAAAAAAAGUCUAAAAAAGUAUGGUACCAAUUUCUUCACGCACCAAUGGUACAUGUUUCUUCCAACCUCUCAAUCUACAAUUUCAAAGACGAUGGACGACGUUUGAUUUGCUUUGCUCGUAUAAACAAUGGUUGCCAAUUUUUUGUUUGGGUAUAAUUAGAAUAGAUAUUAUGUGUUGCGACAGGUUUUGAGAAAUUCGGAAGAGAUGGGUGAAUCGGCGGAGAACGUGGUUACGGCGGAGCCGGAAGAGAUGGUGGGAGAGAAUGGGGAAGGGGCAAACGCGUCGACAUUUCUUUCGGAGCUGAACCUUAUCCUGAUUGUAAGUUUUCUUUCGUUAUCCGGCGAGGAAGUCAAUUCCUUGGAGACGAAGAUGGUGGACAACGUUGUUAGAGAUGAUCAUCGUCCUACAGACCACGCGGUGGUUGCCGAUCUUCAGAUGAAAAGGCGACGAGUAAACGAAUUCAAGGCACUCGGUUCCAGACCGAUCAAGUUUCAAACCAAGAUCAAAGAUGGCAGGCAUUGCAGAAGAAUGUGAGGAGGGGAAACAUCGGAUAUUCCAUCAGCGACAGCAGAGAUUGUUGCAGAGACAAUCUCUUCGUUUUUUUUUUUUUUUUAGAAUGUAACGAAGAUUCAUUAAAUCUUUUUUUAUUGUAGUCUUUUAUUUUACUUUACUUUUUUGUUGGACACAGGUUUGGCUAUUGAUUCCUUAUUUCCUGGUAGGGAAAUAGGUCUUUUUUUUUUUUUUUAAAUAAAUGAUUGAUGUUUGUAAAACUUUUAUAACAAAACAUUUGUAUGCACGAGGUUAUGACAAAAGAGUUACGUGUGCAUGUAAGAAUUGAAGAAGCUUUCUUGAACAAUUCAAUUAUUGUGCUCCCAUUUACUCCAUAAAACAAAAACAAAAACAAAACAAAAGCAGUUCCUGUAAUAUCUAAGCUUCAGUGAAUUACUGGUUCAAUUCCAAAAAAGGAAAGGAAACAAUGACAAGCAACUUCUAAACAUCGCAGCAGAGAAAGAAGUCCACAAGGACAAGAAAUCAAGAAUGGCAACUUCUAAGAAAAAAAAAAAAAAAG
Molecule: messenger RNA, 1123 nt
Organism: Ipomoea nil (Japanese morning glory)
Lineage: Eukaryota; Viridiplantae; Streptophyta; Magnoliopsida; Solanales; Convolvulaceae
Exons: 2
Coding region: 259-588 (109 amino acids)
Source: RefSeq, a predicted model, not a curated record